AUGUCUCAAGAUGCCGACGAUACUAGGUCUGUGGCUGAAAGUUUACCUGAUGCCCCUACCAAGCAAUCAUAUCGGUCUUUCAAGAAAAAAUUCGCGAAACUUAAGGUCAACUUUGAACUACGAAUGAAAGAGAGCGAGGCGCUUGUCCGAGAAGAAUUGCGUAUCCAAGACCUUUCAAACAGAAUUCAGGAGCAAAACGACCAGCUCUUAGAAGUCCUCCUGGAAUUCAAUGACAGCCUGCACAUCCCGCCCAAUUUACGGUUUAAUCUAAGUACAUCAGAAGAUGCUUCGCUGCUAUCCAGUACUGGAAUUGAAGACCCAGCUCCAUCGAAUGACCCUGAAGUGGCCGCUUCAAUGCUAAGACAUGCCAAGGAUGAGGUAGCAGCUGGACAGAUGACAGCUGAGACCUACCACGGUCUGGAGGAAUCUAUCAAACGAGGUAAGGCGUUUGAGCCACAGCUCGAAUAUGCUUCAUUGGUCAAGGUGCCACAUACUGUGCCGCAGACGGUAGAAGAGGAUGAUUCAGCUGGUGUUAGCCUCGAACAUCGUCUUGGGUUUUUCACGCCGGAGCACGAGACCGAGUAUUAUUUCGCUUUAGAUGCCAGGCUGGGUGACGAAACAGCAGCUUUGCAUCUCAGUCGUGCUCCAGACAAGCCUUCAUUCCAUGAUCGGGAGAGGGAUGCUGCACUUCGGAACUCUAUCUCCGUCUACAACUGGCUACGGAGAAACCAGCCACAUAUCUUUCUACAGGACAAUGAGAAUGCCUCAGAGAAAUCCGGUUCCCGGCCAUCGAAUUUGCGGGCUUCCAAGAAAGUCGCCCCUCAACCUCGAAAAGAUGAGGAUGACGAUGAUAGCGUCUUGAUGGACACUGGACCUACGUUCGCUGGAGCCAAAGGCAAGCGCAAACGAGAUGAAGACGGCGGAUCUAGAAGCAAAGGCAGCGGUAGCCGGUCAAACAGAAAGAAGAAAGAUGAUACCACUCCUACUGCAAAGCGCCCGUCUAAAAGGUCAUCUGGAGUGGGAGCUUAA
Molecule: messenger RNA, 1029 nt
Organism: Aspergillus tanneri
Lineage: Eukaryota; Fungi; Ascomycota; Eurotiomycetes; Eurotiales; Aspergillaceae
Exons: 3
Coding region: 1-1029 (342 amino acids)
Biological process (GO): chromatin remodeling
Cellular component (GO): Ino80 complex; nucleus
Source: RefSeq, a predicted model, not a curated record